GUAGUUACCUCUAUGACAAUGUCAAAAAGUUAAUUUCAAAAGUGGCAGUGAAUGUGCUCAGAAUAAAUAUUCAAAAUUAUACGUGCGAGACAGGAUAAACAUGUUACCCCAUCUAGCUCUGAAACCAAAACCUGUUGAGGUGCCUCAAAAAGAAAACACCAUAAGAUUAGCAUCAUGUAACGGAGGACAAAGCCUGGUUCCAGGGGAACCUGAUGGCCCCUGUGUGAAAACUGACAUUCCUGGACCAAAAUCAAAGGCCUUGAUGGGUGAACUGAGCAAAAGCCUGUUUCUUGGAUCCAUUCAAUUUCUAGGAGAUUACGACAAGUCUAUAGGAAAUUAUCUAGUUGAUGCAGACGAUAACGUUUUAUUGGAUACUUAUACACAAAUAUCCACGGUGCCAAUCGGAUACAAUCACCCUGAACUUUUGAAAGUGUUCCAGAAUGAACAUAACCUGAAAACUAUGGUGAAUAGACCAGCAUUGGGAGUAUUUCCGGGAGUCGACUGGCCAAAGAAAAUGGAACAUAUUCUUAAAGAGGUUUCCCCUGGGCUUCCCCACAUCACCACCAUGAUGUGCGGUUCCUGUUCGAACGAGAACGCUUUCAAGAACAUAUUCAUGGCCUACAGAGCGAAAACUCGAGGAGGAGGAGACUUUACCGAAGAAGAAAAACAAUCGUGCGUGAUCAAUCAACCGCCUGGGUCGCCGAAACUGUCCAUUCUGUCGUUUAUCGGAGGCUUCCACGGGCGUACCUUGGGUGCCCUAUCCAGCACACAUUCUAAGGCAAUUCACAAAAUUGAUGUACCAGCCUUCGACUGGCCCAUCGCCCAUUUCCCCAAAUACAAAUACCCGUUAGCGGAUAAUUGCCGAGAAAAUGUAGAGGAAGAUCACAAAUGCCUAGCGGAAGUGGAGGAUCUGAUGGAAAAAUACAAGAAGAAAGAUAUUCCGGUAGCCGGUGUGAUAGUUGAACCAAUCCAAUCUGAAGGGGGAGAUAAUCAUGCAUCACCGGAAUUUUUCCAGUGUUUGCAGAAAAUCUGUAAGAAAAAUGGCGCCUACCUGUUGAUUGAUGAAGUUCAAACUGGUUGUGGACCUACAGGAAAAUUCUGGUGUCACGAAUAUUUCAACUUGGAAUGUCCGCCAGAUAUCGUAACUUUCAGCAAAAAAAUGCAGAUGGCCGGAUAUUUCCAAACAGAAGAAAUGUCACCGAAAAAACCUUAUCGAAUAUUCAACACCUGGAUGGGCGACCCCGGCAAAGCCAUCCUUCUAGAAGCCGUCUUGAAAGUGAUCAAAAGCCAGAAUUUGCUCGAGCAAGUCGAGAAAUCGGGAAGGAGGUUGCUUUGCGGGUUGCACGAUUUGCAGAGUGAGUUCCCAUGUCACCUGAAUUCUGCAAGAGGAAGAGGAACGUUUGCGGCAAUCACAGCUGAAUCGCCGGCCCUACGAGACGAUAUUCUGAAGAGGAUGAAGAAGAAAGGUGUACAAGGCGGCGGUUGCGGACUCCAAUCAAUCCGUCUGAGGCCAGCCCUGGUCUUCCAAGAGCAUCACGUCGACAUAUUUUUGGAUAUUUUUCGAGAGAUCAUGAAAGAAAUUAAAUGAAAGAAGCCCAGACAGCAAAACUUCAAAAUAUAUGACACAUUUACAAGCUGUUUCGCCAUAUUCGCUCACUGUCAGUUAUCAGGUCUUCCAAUGUGAUGAUGUCUUCCAUUUUGUGCUAGAAUAAAUAUAUAAUUAAAUGAGGAAUCCAUAGUA
Messenger RNA from Phaedon cochleariae (mustard beetle), 1741 nucleotides. The record is from the annotation of a GenBank genome assembly. Lineage: Eukaryota; Metazoa; Arthropoda; Insecta; Coleoptera; Chrysomelidae.